CUCGACCAUACAAAGAGCUUCGUGACCCCCGCUCGUAAAAGGCCCCUCUGGCAAAGCUCAAACCUCAGCAUUUCCGUCUCAACUUCUUGUUUUAUUAUUUUCCCUGACAGUGAUAAGCAACGACCGAUCGAAGUCAUCAUGGAUUCAUCGGCGCCCUUCAAUGGGUCACGGCCCAAAGACAUGUCUGAAUAUAUCGCCACAAAGUCACCCUAUUGUCCACUUCGGGACUAUCAAAUGCAACUCAUGUUUCUCGAAGAGCAGAACAAGAGACGUCUCAGGAUUGCCCGAGAAAAGCAAUUGUCAUCUCCUCAGUCUCAAGAGCGAGAUAAUGCACAUAACAUGAAUGUGGAAACUCAUUUAGACCAGCUCGCCCAGAAGUUGAGAGGACAGCCAUCGCUUGUGGAGUACCAAGCACAAUUAGACAUUCUGGAGCAGGAAAACCAAGAUCGGUUACACAAAACAUGUCAGGGACCAUCCGAGGAGCCACAGACACAGUUCUGCAAGACGGCAUGUGGGACCCUAGACGUCUCUGUCUCGCCACCUAGUUAUAAGCAUGGAUCUGUGGACCUCGAGGAAUACCAAAGUCCACAGUCGAAGCUAGAAUCAUCCCUGCAAAGGGAGCUAGAGCUGUCCAUGAUGUUACAAGACAUGCGCCAGGGACUGGAGGGAGACAUGAAGAAAGAAGAAGAAGAAGAAGAAGAGUUAAGUGAAGAGGAUACCCAAAAUCACGGAUCUAUUUAUCAACAGCCUCGGCCAAUUAAAGCACCAAACAUAAACACCACUAUGGUUCGCUCCCCUCACGACAUGAAUGGCUGGCCAAAUCAAAGCGAGUUGCCAGAUAUUUUCCCGAGUCAGCCAGCUGCACCAGAAGUGUCAUGCCAAAACAAGGUGGAAGCAGAUUUGCGGUCUCCUCACGACAUGAAUGCUCUACCUGAUCAAGAACUACCGCUAGUGGAUGAACCUGCACAGGCCAAACAGCCAGAAACACCCGUAGCUUCACGCGAUGUGAGCGUUGGCAUUCAUGCUCUGAGGCGUCAACCAGAGCUCCAUGAUCCCGACGUUAGGAAGCAAACAAGUCAGGCUGAGUAUCCCCAAUUUGCUCCUGCUUCCUUCGAGUACCCCGGCGUCGAUCCGACGUAUGCCCUUGAUCACCAAGACACGGGAGCUGCAUAUCCUCCUUAUUACGGAAAAGACGCUGUGGAACCACCGCCUCUCCAUUUCGCACCAGCCUCGUUUGAAUACUCUGGCCAAACCCUGGGAGACAUCUGCGAAAGCUGCGCCAAUAAACCAAACCCUCGCGAAGAUGGAAAUGCGUCUGAAAUGUCCCAGUCAGCCUCAGAUCAUGAACGCAAGAUGGUUGAGGACCUCAAGCGCGACGACCCGGACGCUACAGCGGAGUCGAUUGUCCAUAACCAUGAGGAGCGCAAGGCGGUCAGUAAAUCUAAACGAGACCACCCAGAAGCCGUCGCACAGGCGAGGAGGCGUAUCCGGCAACGGCAGUCCCGUAGCAUGAGCCCACCGCACAAUUUACGGGUCAUGCGGAUCCGGCGUCGGGCUGGCUGUCCAGGGAUUACGAGAGUGCCUUUCGCUUCUGCCGGGUCUCUCUCUGAACGAGAGCAAAAACACGAGACCGAGCCGGUGCUCACGGACAUGUCCUUACACGAGGGGGUAUCGCUGGCGAUAAGAUUGCGAAUGGAUUGAAUUGAAGGGCGUUGCUGAUGUAGUCGUUAUGGCACGCUUAGCCGUUCAUCCUUAUGGUGAAAGGCAUAUCUGUCGCUUCGAUCGAUUUAACAGGAUGAAGUACAGUUCGGGGGGUAUUCUAUUUGCUAACAGAUUGACGCAGCGGGAAUACAUUUAGGUUUAGGAAAGGCUAGGAACAAAAAUGUACAAGUGAAAUUGUACUGAGGGCUCUGGGAGAUUCCACACUGCGACGCACGAGUUGUCAUGGAAUGUUUUGAUGAACUGAAUGACUGCAAUCGGGGGUGGUUUUUCUUUUCCGAGACAGAAAGAUGUCAUGGAGAUGUUCUCGGAAAUGUGGGUAAACAGUCUAGUCGCGAAAUGCCAGAGCUGUUUUAAAUCAGA
Molecule: messenger RNA, 2082 nt
Organism: Truncatella angustata
Lineage: Eukaryota; Fungi; Ascomycota; Sordariomycetes; Amphisphaeriales; Sporocadaceae
Exons: 1
Coding region: 139-1701 (520 amino acids)
Source: RefSeq, a predicted model, not a curated record